GCUACAACCAACUUCAGAAUUCUGAAAGGGACACACCGUCAUACCGACAGCGAAGACCUUUGCCGUUUUUAUUCUUCCUCCGUCUCUGCCUGUACAGCGGCGGCUUGGCCACCUCUGAGCCUCAAGCCCUCAACCUCCCUCUUCGGCGCGUAACGUCAGUCCUCAGGUGAGAUCUGCUUGCGCCUCAGUGUUUCCUGCGCCGUUUGCGGUAGCCUGUGAUGUCGCACUGCCUUCCAGGGUUACGGCUGCUUAGUCAAAUCGAUCUCACCGGGAUUGCGUAGUUCCAGGCAUAUGGUGUCGACUUUGGGAGGGGAGGUGCAGAAUUUCAGGUAUUGGCAGCAUAAAGUGUUAGAUUUGUCCUUGAUUGAGGUACCCCUUCAAAGGUCAAGAUGUUGUGGCGCGCAGUACGCAGUAUGGAUGUAAUAAUGCAUUCUUCGAGUUUCCUUCUUCCGAAACUGUAUCAACCUGUCAACAAACCAGUCAAGAACUAUGCUUUAGUUGUUCUAAACCAGCAUCUUCCACGAUUCAUGCCUCGACUCUGGGAUCAUGCAAACUUGAGGAUCUGCGCUGAUGGAGGAGCUAAUCAUAUUUUUGAUGAGAUGUAUCAGAUAACCAAUGAUGAAGACAAAAAAAGCACCAGAAAUAAGUAUGUUCCAGAAAUAAUUGAAGGGGACAUGGAUUCUAUAAGACCUGAAGUAAAACUGUUCUACUCUAGUCAGGGAUCCAAAAUUUCUGAUAAGUCACAUAACCAGGAGACAACAGAUCUACACAAAUGUAUUUCUCGAAUCCAUCAUUGUACGCCUGAUGAUGAAAAACCAAAUCUCUGUGUACUUGUUACUGGAGCACUAGGUGGAAGGUUUGAUCACGAGGCGGCAAAUAUCAAUGUUCUGUAUCUGUUUUCGGACAUGAGGAUUGUCCUCCUAUCAGACGAUUGCUUGAUCCGACUUCUUCCAAGAACACAUCGCCAUGAGCUUUAUAUUGAGUCGUCUGUUGAAGGACCCCAUUGUGGGCUUUUCCCUGUUGGAGCACCAUCAACAAGCACAACAACUACUGGCCUGAAAUGGAAUCUAAGUGAAUCAAAGAUGAGAUUUGGGAGCAUGAUAAGCACAUCCAACAUUGUGCAGUCGGAGAAAGUAACUGUAGAAUCUGAUGCAGAUCUCUUGUGGACAAUUUCUCUGCGAAAUCUGACAUAAGCAGUUCCUAGUUUGUUAUCUUUUUUCUUCUCUUUCCUGUCAAGUGGCAACCAAGCUCUUGUACAGCCACUUUUGUGUUUAUGAGUUGUGUGUCUGGUAAAUAAAUACCAUCUGAUGACAAAUCGAUGAGGUCUCAUCAUUAGACAGGAUGUCUACCACGAUCUUGAACUGCUGAUGAAUUAUGUGAAUAACACGAGCAGGCAUGAUGGUUGUAUCCUCUCUAGUUGUAUAACUGUAUUGUUGUACUUGCAACGGGGUUUCUUGUAUAAAAUUGUUCUCAACAGUUCACACUGUAUGGUUGGAUUUUGUAAUGAGUCUGGCAAUUGGGUACAGUGAUAUAUGCUAAUCCAUCUGUUCUAAUGUAA
Molecule: messenger RNA, 1558 nt
Organism: Zea mays
Lineage: Eukaryota; Viridiplantae; Streptophyta; Magnoliopsida; Poales; Poaceae
Product: thiamin pyrophosphokinase 1
Exons: 8
Coding region: 390-1193 (267 amino acids)
Biological process (GO): thiamine diphosphate biosynthetic process; thiamine metabolic process
Molecular function (GO): thiamine binding; ATP binding; thiamine diphosphokinase activity
Source: RefSeq, a predicted model, not a curated record